CAUAAAACUGCAGAAUGUAGCGGGAUGUAGUUUGAUUUACAAUGUUCCUUUUUCUUCUGCUUGCGCUGUGGACGGCUCAUCAAACUCAAGCCCAUUUGACAUACCCCAUAGUGUACUGCAACAUGGCGUCCACGUGUAUCCAUGACAACCGCAUGGUGUGUGCCUCCACCAUGGACGGAUGCAGCCGCCGCACCUUCCUCGACCAGUGCGAUAUGUAUGAGUACAACUGCGACUAUGGCACACAAUUCACGACCAGAAUCACCAGUACGUGCGCUGGUGUGACUAAUUUUGCGUGUUGAUGUUUGUAAAUAAAUAAUUAUAAACUU
This is a messenger RNA of Ostrinia nubilalis (European corn borer), 326 nucleotides long. RefSeq lists its product as uncharacterized. Lineage: Eukaryota; Metazoa; Arthropoda; Insecta; Lepidoptera; Crambidae. The transcript is spliced from 4 exons. Bases 42 to 299 code for a protein of 85 amino acids. The record is from RefSeq and is a predicted model, not a curated record.